This is a messenger RNA of Manihot esculenta (cassava), 3051 nucleotides long. Its product is annotated as HBS1-like protein. The record is from RefSeq and is a predicted model, not a curated record. Gene Ontology annotation, biological process: translation. Bases 374 to 2725 code for a protein of 783 amino acids. Lineage: Eukaryota; Viridiplantae; Streptophyta; Magnoliopsida; Malpighiales; Euphorbiaceae. Gene Ontology annotation, molecular function: GTPase activity; GTP binding. The transcript is spliced from 14 exons.
UAUUUAACAGUGUGUAAAAAUAAAUUUAAUUAUUAAUAGAAACGAAUUUCAGGUUGCCUGUAGCAGUUGCUCACAUAUCUCGAGUGAACCAGGAAAGCAACCUUCUCGGACUCUCGGUGGCCUUUGUCGCUUGCGGUUUCCCCAGUUUCAUUCAUGAAGAGUGGAGAGAAAAAAUCUUACUUUGGACACGGAAAUAUAUCAGUUUCCACAGUGAUUCAAAGUUUUCGUUGUGUUUGCUGCAUUUUAUAGAUCAAAAUUGUAUAAUCUCAAUCGGUACAUCGAUUUAGUCGUUAAUCUUAUUCCUCUAUAAGGUUCGGUUGGCAUGUGGAGUCGCUAACUUGCUAUUUCCUAGUUGGCGACAUCUUCUGGGACCAUGCCCCGCAAAUUUAACUAUGGGGUUGAUUUUGAUGAUGAUUAUGAUGAUUAUGACGAGUACGACUAUGAAUAUGAUGUGGAGGACAAUGGGGAAGUACCCGAGCCUAAGCAAGAACUUAAUAGGCCUGCCCAGUGGCGCUGUGCCAUUUGCACUUAUGAUAAUGACGAGGAUAUGUCUGCAUGUGACAUUUGUGGGGUCAUUCGCAAUCCUACCGCAGGCAACUACAUCAACAGUGAUAAGAGAACAGCUGACAAUAUGUGCAAGGAUUCUGGCAUAUCCAUAUUGGCCAAGUCUCUUUUUGCAUCAUUGCCACAUUGGACUCCCCAAAAGCCUGUUGUAGCUCAACUUCAGAAUGAUGAUUUUGUGACAAAAUGGGGCAGUGACUUUCUCAACUGUGAGAAUUUCCAAGGAAAUUUUCAUGAGUUCCAUAAGGCUUUUAAUUCUCAUAGUCAUUCCCACAUUAAAAUAGAUCCUUUCAAGUUUGAUGUUCCUUCACCAGAUGAUUUGGUUUCUUCUGGAUUGCAUGCCUCCAAAAAGGGCUCAAGAGCCAAUUCUCUCAAUCUCAAAUAUCCAAGAGGUUCUUCAGGAAUAACUCAGAAGAAUAGUGCAAAUAACGCACAUUCCACCAUUAAAAAGUCAGAUAGUCCUCUUUUGAUUCUGAAGAGCAAAGAGGAUAGUGUGGAUGAGGGCAUUCAUGUGAUGAAUGGAGUGUCCUAUACACAAUCAGGUUCUGAAAGCUCAGAUGGUUCUAUAGUGGUUCCAAAGUCUGGACCUAAUAGUGUGGACAAAAACUACUGUUCAAAGAAUGGUUCAAUUAGCAUCCAAUCAAGUGGUGAAACAUCCAAGAGCUCAUCUUCAAUGAAACAAAAAGGCAAAUAUAAAAAUGCAGAUGCUAGCAUCCAAUCAAGUGGCAAAACAUCAGAGUGCUCAUCCUCAUUGAUGCCAAAAGAUAAAUCUCAAGAUGUAACUAGUGAUAAUGCUAUAAAGGCCAAGUCACAUAAGCAAUAUGAACCUGACAAAUGGAUGCUCCCUGACAAAGCAGAAGACAAGUUGACUCAACUGAACCUUGCAAUUGUUGGCCAUGUCGAUUCUGGAAAAUCAACACUUUCUGGUAGAUUGCUACAUCUUUUAGGACGAAUAACCCAAAAAGAAAUGCACAAAUAUGAAAAGGAAGCCAAGUUACUGGGCAAGGGAUCCUUUGCUUUUGCCUGGGCAUUGGAUGAGAGUGCUGAAGAAAGGGAAAGAGGAAUAACUAUGACAGUGGCUGUCGCUUAUUUUGAUACAAAAAAAUAUCAUGUUGUUCUUCUUGAUUCCCCAGGCCAUAAGGAUUUUGUUCCAAAUAUGAUAUCCGGGGCAACACAAGCUGAUGCUGCAGUUCUUGUUAUAGACGCCUCCCCUGGUGCUUUUGAAGCUGGCAUGGACAGUAAGAAGGGCCAAACGAGAGAGCAUGCACAACUUAUUAGAAGUUUUGGUGUUGAUCAAAUUAUAGUUGCAAUUAACAAAAUGGAUGCUGUGAACUACUCUGAGGAUAGGUUUAAUUUUAUUAGAGCACAACUUGGAACAUUUCUCCAUACCUGUGGGUUUAAGGAUUCCUUGGUGUCAUGGAUUCCAUUAAGUGCCAUAGAAAAUCAAAAUUUAAUAUCACCUCCUCCUGAUGUCCAUUUGUCAUCUUGGUAUCGUGGGCCUUAUCUGUUAGAUGCAAUUGAUUCUUUUCAACCCCCUGCAAGAGAUUUCUUGAAACCUCUGCUUAUGCCCAUAUGUGAUGUUAUUAAAUCACCUUCAGUGGGACAGGUGUCAGCCUGUGGUAAAUUAGAGGCAGGAGCUCUUCGGUCUGGAACAAAAGUUUUGGUUAUGCCAUCUGGAGAAGUAGGGACUGUACGCAACUUAGAGCGUGAUUCGCAGGCUUGUCCUGUUGCAAGGGCAGGAGAUAAUGUAGCUGUCAGUCUAGUGGGCAUUGAUGGGAGCCAUGUGAUGGCAGGCGGUGUUCUUUGUCACCCUGACUACCCGGUUUCUGUUGCGAAACAUUUGGAGUUGAAGGUGCUGGUUUUAGAUAAUGCAACCCCAAUUUUGAUUGGCUCUCAACUGGAAUUUCACAUACACCAUGCAAAAGAGGCUGCAGGAGUGGUAAAAAUUGUAUCAUUACUUGAUUCAAAGACCGGCAAGGUGACAAAGAAGGCACCUCGUUGUCUUGCUGCAAAGCAACAAGCAGUGAUCGAGGUUGUUUUGCAUGGACCGGUUUGUGUGCAAGAGUUUUCAAGUUGCAAAGCUCUUGGAAGGGCAUCUUUGAGAGUAUUAGGUAGAACAAUUGCUUUAGGUGUUGUAACCAAGAUAAUCGAGGAUCAGGAGUAGCUGUUAUCAGAGAUUCCUCGACGGUAGUCCAAAAAAAAAAACAAAAAAAACAAAGAAGUGGAGUUAAAUUUGGUGGAACUGUGACAGUUCAUUUUUGAAUUACCUAUUUAACUUUUUACUCGUAUAUCAAUAUGCCCGUACAAUGAAAUUAGCAGUUCCCUGUAUCAAUUCUUUCUGUGCAUAUCAUCUGAGGUCUAAACAGCACUGCUCUCUAGCAAUCAUUUUAGAAAUGACGAGGAGAUUAUGAUUGCUUAGGAUUUGGCUGCUUAUAUUUGUAAGCUAACAUUGUUUUAAUGUUGACAUGUACAGCAAUACGUGCUUAUGCA